AUGUCUGUCGAAACUAAACAAGCAGCAUACACGCUAGUUUUCGACCCUUCAACUGGUGGUGAAAGUUACACUAUCAGUGAACUACAAAAAGCUUUAGAGAAAGGAUCUGAAGAUGAGAAAGUUGCAGCUAUGAAGCACAUUUUGGUAAUGAUGCUAGAUGGUAAUCCAUUACCAGAAUUGUUGAUGCAUAUUAUCAGAUUUGUUAUGCCUUCCAAAAACAAGAAGUUAAAGAAAUUGCUAUAUUUUUACUGGGAAAUUGUCCCAAAGAUGGAUGAAGAAGGUAAAUUAAGACACGAGAUGAUUUUGGUUUGUAAUGCUAUUCAGCACGAUCUACAACAUCCAAAUGAAUAUAUUAGAGGUAAUACCCUGCGUUUCCUAACUAAGUUACAUGAACCUGAAUUAUUGGAACAAAUGGUUCCAUCCGUCUUGGCUUGUCUAGAGUACCGCCAUGCCUAUGUUCGUAAAUAUGCUAUUUUGGCCGUCCAAUCAAUUCACAAGGUUAGCGAACAUUUAAUUCCGGAUGCUAAUGAAAUCGUUUACAAAUUCCUAGAGGAUGAACUGGAUCCUAUCUGUAAGAGAAAUGCUUUUAUUGGUGUUGCAGAAUUGGAUCGUGAAAAUGCUUUGAAAUAUUUAGAAGAAAAUAUUGUUAGCAUUGAGAAGAUCGAUCCUUUGUUACAAUCUGUUUUUGUCGAAUUCAUUAGAAAAGAUGCAAACCUAACCCCAUCAUUAAAGGAUCAAUAUAUUGCUUUAUUAAUGGAGUUAUUAAAUGCAACUACCUAUGAUGAUGUCGUAUUAGAAACUGCUCUAGCUUUGGCCCUUUUAACUUCUAAUAGCACAAUAUUAAAUGCAAGCGUCUCCAAAUUAACAGAUUUGGCAGACAGAGUAUCAGACAAUAACGUUAAACUGAUUGUCUUGGAUAGAGUUCAAGAUAUCAAUAGCGCUAAUCCGGGUACUCUAGAGGAGAGAACUCUGGACAUUUUACGUUUAUUAAAUUCAGAGGAUUUAGAUGUUCGUUCGAAGGCUCUGGAUAUUUCUCUAGACUUGAUAUCUUCAAGAAAUGCAGAAGACGUUAUUCAAUUGUUGAAGAAAGAAUUACAAAUUACCGUUACAAAUAACGAAAAAGAAAAUGCCAUGAAGUAUAGACAGUUAUUGAUUAAGGCUAUUCGCUCUAUCGCCAUCAAAUUUUCCGAGAUGGCUGAAAGCGUAAUAUCUUUGCUAUUAGAAUUUAUUGGUGACUUGAAUUCUGUUGCUACAUGUGGUGUCAUUUCUUUUGUGAAAGAUGUUAUUGAAAAAUACCCACAGCAGAGAUCUGUUAUCCUGACCCAGUUACUUGGAGCUUUAGAGAACGUUAAAUCUGCAAAAGCUUACCGUGGUGCUCUAUGGAUUUUGGGUGAAUAUUCGGAAUCAUCUUCAGAAAUUCAGGCUUCUUGGAAACAUCUGCGUACAAGUAUCGGUGAAGUUCCAAUUGUUCAAUCAGAAAUGAGAAAAUUAAACAAAAAUGAGGAGGAAAACAAGGAAGAAUCUAAGGAUGAAACUACAAAGUCUUCUGGUCCAGUUAUUCUUCCAGAUGGUACAUAUGCUACUGAAAGUGCAUUCGGUAAUGAAAACGUUUCAAAGAAGAUAACUGCUUCAGAGAAAGAAGAAAGACCACCUCUUCGUCGUUUUAUAUUAGGUGGUGACUUUUACACAGCUGCAAUCCUUGCAUCAACUGUCGUGAAAUUGGUCUUAAAAUUUGAUAAAGUAUCUAAGGACAAGCAUGUUAUGAAUGCCUUGAAGUCCGAAGGUCUGUUGAUUUUAGUUAGUAUUAUCAGGGCAGGUCAAAGUUCGUUGGUCGAGCGUAAAAUUGAUGAGGACUCCGCUGAUAGAUUAAUGACUGCUAUCUCCAUUUUAAUGGAUGAAAACGAUCCAAACGAAAAACCAAGCGAGAGAAGUUUAUUGGAACUUGCCUUUAUCGAUGCUACAAGAGAAUCUUUCAAAAACCAAUUAUCUCUAUCUAAACGUGCAAACCUAAGAAGAUCCGUUAAAGAUGUUGUCAAAAAUGCAGAUACUAUUGAAACUGCAAUUUCUUUCAGACAAUUUACCCAUUCAAAUGUUGGUGCUAUUGAAAAGGAUACCGUUGAAGAAGAUUUGAAUCAAGCUAUUCACGGUGAUGCUUCAGAUUUCGCGGCUAAACAAGCAUCUUCGAAAUUAAAGAAGAUUGUCCCAUUGACUGGUUUCUCUGACCCAGUGUAUGCUGAAGCUUACAUCACAAACAACCAAUUUGAUGUUGUUUUAGAGGUUUUGUUAGUCAAUCAAACGAAGGAUACUCUAAAGAACCUACACGUUCAAUUUGCUACUCUCGGUGAUCUAAAAAUUAUUGAUAAACCUCCAAGCACCAAUAUAGUUCCUCAUGGUUUCCAUAGAAUUACUAUUACUGUUAAGGUUUCAUCUGCAGAUACUGGUGUUAUUUUUGGUAACAUUAUAUACGAUGGUGGUCACGGUGAAGAUGCAAGAUAUGUUAUAUUGAACGAUGUCCAUAUUGAUAUUAUGGAUUAUAUUAAACCAUCUGUUACAAGUGAUGAACGUUUCCGUACGAUGUGGAAUGAAUUCGAAUGGGAAAACAAGAUUUCAGUCAAGUCUGAUCUUCCAUCCCUACACACAUACUUGGAAGAAUUGACCAGAGGUACAAACAUGGGUGUUCUAACACCACAAGAAUCGUUGGGUGAAGAAGAUUGUAGAUUCUUAAGUUGUAAUCUAUAUGCGAAAUCUUCCUUUGGUGAAGAUGCUUUAGCCAACUUAUGUAUCGAAAUGGACAGUAACACUCACCAAGUUAUUGGUUACGUUAGAAUCCGUUCCAAGGGCCAGGGUCUAGCCCUUUCCUUAGGUGAUAGGGUUGCAUUGAUUGCUAAACAGAGUAACAAAAUUAAAUUAAGUCGUGUAUAA
Maudiozyma saulgeensis is the source of this 2922-nucleotide messenger RNA. The record is from the annotation of a GenBank genome assembly. Lineage: Eukaryota; Fungi; Ascomycota; Saccharomycetes; Saccharomycetales; Saccharomycetaceae.